Molecule: messenger RNA, 2325 nt
Organism: Thamnophis elegans (Western terrestrial garter snake)
Lineage: Eukaryota; Metazoa; Chordata; Lepidosauria; Squamata; Natricidae
Gene: FAM227A
Product: family with sequence similarity 227 member A
Exons: 16
Coding region: 53-1837 (594 amino acids)
Source: RefSeq, a predicted model, not a curated record
CGGGAGAGGGCGGUCCGUGGCUUGAUUCGAGUCUUGGUCGCUGCCGGGAAAGAUGAAUUUCAUACAUACUAAAGCAUUUUUAAGCCCCCUAAGUGGUUUCUUGAUUUUGCCACCCCCAACCCAAGAAGAGAGAAGCAAAACCUUCAGUUGCAGUUUAGAUGACCUUCCACGCUUGUAUGUCAUUGGCAAUAUACAAAAUGUGAAUAGAAAAAUAUCUACGUUAGAAUUGGGACUGAGAAGAUAUGACAGUAGUGAUGUGGUGAUUGAGGAUAUGAUGCACAGGAAAUAUCCAGGGUUGAGGAGUCCUAGAAAAGGAAGACGUAUAAGCAGGGGGAAAGAGAAGGAUCAGGCCAUGACACACAAGUAUGGAAGGCUUGGUUCGGAUGCAGAAACUCUACAAAAUAAAAAAAAAAUAGCUCAAAAAAAGAUGAUCACAGAAAAGAAUAAACUUGUAGAGUUGUAUCAUUACCCAGGAUAUCAUGAAGAGGAAGUCACACCACUGCCCAACGGAAUAGACCUGAAUGAAAUUUUGGAGAAAGUGAUUCGUGCUCAGAGUAAAACUGUAGUUGGGAAGACGAAAUGGGCUGUGAAAAUGCUGCAUAGGUUUUUUGACACUCCAUGUUCCCGAGCUGUUUUGCUGGAUAGUUUCUGGUGGCAAUUCCUGCACUUGUAUCAUCCAAAUCAAGAAAUUCAGGGGCACUUGUUUGAACGCAUUGCAGACAAUUAUGCCCUCAUUCUAUUAGGUGACCACAGGGCUUCCAAUCAGGAAUGCAUCCUCAAGUUUUUUCCAUCACUACUGAGCCAAGCUGUGUACGUCUCCUUCUGCUCCUGUUUCCCGAGAUCCUGGUUUAAUACUUCUGAAUUCAAGAUGCAGCUCUGUGAUGUAUUCUUCGAGUGGCUGGGAGGUACACGGCAUGAACCAAGAAGUUUCUAUAAAUGGGAUUACUCCCAACUGGAACCAGAACGGUCAAGGAGAGAAGAUCUGAUGUCAAGAAAGAAAAAAAUAGGCAUGGGUAUAUCGUUUGAGAGCUACAAGCAAUACAGUUCUAUAGGAAAGACUUGUUUGCAGAAGAUUCCAUCAAGGAAAACAUUUACCAAAUCUACAAAAAAAGGCAAAAAAACUGUACCUAGGAAAAAAGAUCAAAAGCAGCCUUCCAAAAAAGUUACCACAUUGGAAAGUGAAGGUAACAUCUUCAGAAUUUUCUAUAAUACCAGCUUUAAUACCAGCGUGACUUUGUUUUCAGACAUACUUAUCAAAUGUGUGCUCUUUUUAGAAAUAAAGCAAAGUACAUCAAUUAUUGACCAACUUAAAGAGGAUAAUGAGAAAGCUGCAUGGAGCAAACACCAGAACUUACCCAAAAAGAAACUAAAGAUAGCUAAACUUCCUCGAGAGUCACACCCUGCUUGCCCUGGUCCCGACUUUACGUGGCAUCGCUUCAAUAUUAGUGGUAAUAGUCCACUAAUUCAACAUUACUUCCAGAAACGUGGUAUUGAAUCAAAAUCAGGAUGUGACAUCUUUCUUUCUAGGAGAGAGAUAGACAAAUCAAUGCCUGAUUCUGCCAAAACAUAUGCAGAACUGAUCAAGGAAGGUUUUCAUACCGUCCAUCAGAAGCACAAAGCCUUCAGAAAAUAUUAUUGGCAGCGAUACAAAGAAAUGAGGAAAUUUGAUGAACAGAACAAAUGUAAUCAGGAACUUUACAGAGAAGCUAUAAAAGAAGAGAUGAAAAAGAGAAAGGCACAAAAGCAAAAAGAAAUGCUUUCUUUCAGGGAACGGCAGAAUAGCUCGGAACCUUCAUCCCUGUUUUCAAGAGAUUCAUCCGGGAAACGCCAUAGUUAACCUAGAUCUCUCCUUUUGAACUGAUAUUGGUUGAAUUCAGUGGAAGCAUGUUACAGGAUGACAAUUUAAAUAAAAUUAAAGAACCUAACUUUGGUACUAAAUGUAAACGUAUUGCUAAUUAGAAAUAAAUGAGUGGUACUACAUUAAGGGGGAAGAAUAUGAUUAUGUUUUGGGAAUGUUACUGGAUAUAAUUUCUUUUAUUACUUUUAAAUAUGAUAUGUAUAAUUCUUUCCCAUUACGUUUGAUUUUAUUGUUAUAUCGGUUUCAUUCUUGUCCAGUUUAAAAAUAUACUUACCCUAAAUUGGAUUAUCUGCAGCUUUAGGCAAUACUUCUUUUCUUUAGAGUUAUAUCUAAGUUUGGAAUGUUUAAUUUGUUAACUGAACUCUACAUUUUAGCUCCUAGUGAAACUAAUGUGCAAGGUGUUAUUUUUCUUUGUUCUUCCAUAUUAGCCCCAGUAAAUGAAGUUUAAAAGAGCAUCUCUUUUUAAA